Messenger RNA from Castor canadensis (American beaver), 6693 nucleotides. The record is from RefSeq and is a predicted model, not a curated record. Lineage: Eukaryota; Metazoa; Chordata; Mammalia; Rodentia; Castoridae.
UGGUCUGCUUGAUUCUUCCUGAUCCUAGGGCUCUGGGAGACCAGAGGGGCCAUGCUGCAGUGGGGUGCUGUGAGUGGGUGUCUGAAGACCCAUAACUGGGGACCACAGGCUAGCACAGGACCUCCAGCCACUCGAUGGGGAUUCACAGAGGACCUCUUGUGUGUGUCACCUCCCCACCUCUCUGUAGCAAGAGAAGUGACUGCAGCGCCUCCACAGUCAUGAUGAUGAAACUGGUAUUAACUGAGUGGCACUUAUGGAUUUUUAACUCUAACUCACAGUGAGCCAGCAAGCCAUAUGUUUACAGUCCAACCAAAAACCCUUCUGUUUUGCUGCAUGUUUCCUGCGAUUGUGAGAAGUCGAGACGCCUACUUGUACAAAGAGGAUUAUAAGUGUUACUUGCUGAGGAACGCACCCAAAGCAGAACGAGAAGACGUCGUAAUUUAUCACUGAAGAGAUAUGAUAGUAUUAUUUAUAUAGAUAGAAUAAAUAAAUAUAUAUAUAUAUCUAUUUUUGGUGGUAAUGAAAAUGGCUCCGCAGAAUGCCGACUCAGAAUCUAUGCAAGUUCAGGAGUUACCUGUGCCCCUGCCGGAUCCACAGAAACCUGGAGAACCAGAGGCUGGGACCCAAGAUGAGACCUUCAGUGAGGGAUCCAUAGACAGAAUCCCCGUGCGCCAGUGGGUGAUGCACGGGGCAGUGAUGUUUGGCAGGGAGUUCUGUUACGCCAUGGAAACGGCAUUGGUCACACCUAUACUGUUACAGAUUGGCCUCCCGGAGCAGUACUACAGUCUCACCUGGUUCCUGAGUCCCAUCCUUGGCCUCAUCUUCACACCGCUCAUUGGGUCUGCGAGUGACCGGUGCACCCUGAGCUGGGGUCGCCGGCGGCCCUUCAUCCUCGCACUCUGCAUGGGCGUCCUCUUUGGCGUUGCCCUUUUUCUCAACGGCUCUGCCAUAGGUCUGGCCCUCAGCGAUGUCCCUACCCGGCAGCCCAUUGGCAUCGUCCUCACGGUGUUGGGAGUGGUGGUUCUGGACUUCAGCGCCGAUGCAACUGAAGGGCCUAUCCGCGCCUACCUGCUGGACGUCGUGGACAGCGAGGAGCAGGAUAUGGCUCUCAACAUCCACGCCUUCUCUGCUGGCCUCGGCGGGGCCAUCGGCUACGUGCUGGGCGGGCUGGACUGGACACAGACGUUUCUGGGAGACUGGUUCCGGACUCAGAACCAGGUGCUGUUCUUCUUUGCCGCUGUCAUCUUCACGGUGUCUGUGGCGCUGCACCUCUUCAGUAUCGAGGAGGAGCAGUACAGCCCGCAGCACGACCGCGGUGCAGAGGAGACCGCCCUGCCUGGGGCCAGACUCAGCUACACCGCAGCCCCCACCGCCCUCCUGAGUUCGCUCGGUGGGGGCCUGCAGGACGGGGGCCCCCUGUUCCCAGAUGAGGUGCAGUCGGAGCACGGGCUUCCCCUGGACUGCCUCGACGUGGACAUUGUGCGCAGCAAGAGCGACUCCGUGCUGCACGUGCCGGACGCCACGCUGGACAUGGAGCCCGAGCUGCUCUUCCUGCACGACACCGAGCCCUCCGUCUUCCACAAUGCCUCCUGCCCCAGCACGCCCCGGAGCACCAGCCAGGAGCUCCUGAGGGCCAAGCCGCCCCGCCUGUCCACGCUCCUCAGGGAAUCCAGGGAGGAGGACACCCUGCUCGAUAAUCACUUGAGUGAAGCCAAAGUCCCAAACGGGAGUGGCUCCCCGCUGAGGGACGCCCUCAGCAGCCACUCCAGGGUGGACACAAAGCCCUCAGCCUCGUCGGGCUCCAUGAGACGGCGCCGGCACGCGUUCCGCAGGCAAGCCUCCAGCACCUUCUCCUACUACGGCAAGAUCGGCUCCCACUGCUACCGCUACCGGCGGGCCAACGCCGUGGUCCUCAUCAAGCCAUCCCGCAGCAUGAGCGACCUGUACGACCUGCAGCAGCGCCAGCGCCAGCGCGGCCGGCACCGCAACCGGAGCGGGGCCACCACCUCCAGCGGGGACACGGACAGUGAGGAGGGGGAGGGCGAGACCACCGUGCGCCUGCUGUGGCUGUCCAUGCUGAAGAUGCCCAAGGAGCUGACACGCCUCUGCCUCUGCCACCUGCUCACCUGGUUCUCGGUCAUUGCUGAGGCUGUCUUCUACACCGACUUCAUGGGCCAGUUCAUCUUCAAAGGGGACCCCAAGGCUCCCUCCAACUCCACCUCCUGGCAGGCCUACAAUGCCGGCGUGAAAAUGGGCUGCUGGGGCCUGGUCAUCUAUGCUGCUACUGGUGCUAUUUGCUCAGCGCUGCUACAGAAGUACCUGGACAACUACGACCUGAGCAUCAGGGUGAUCUACGUGCUGGGGACGCUGGGCUUCUCCAUGGGCACCGCUGUGAUGGCUGUGUUCCCCAACGUCUACGUGGCCAUGGUCACCAUCAGCACCAUGGGCAUCGUCUCCAUGAGCAUCUCCUACUGCCCCUACGCCCUGCUGGGCCACUACCACGACAUCAAGGAGUACGUCCAGCACAGCCCCGGGAACUCCACGCGUGGGUUUGGCAUCGACUGCGCCAUCCUUUCCUGCCAGGUUUACAUCUCCCAGAUCCUGGUGGCAUCUGCCCUCGGGGGCGUGGUUGAUGCAUUGGGGACCGUCCGCGUCAUCCCCAUGGUGGCCUCCGUGGGCUCCUUCCUGGGCUUCUUGACAGCCACGUUUCUGGUGAUCUACCCCGAGGUGUCAGAGGAGGCCAAGGAAGAGCAGAAAGGCCUGUCCUCCCAGCCCGCUGGCGAAGGCGGGGGCCGCAGAGGCAGUGAGAAGCCCACAGUCCUGAAGCUCUCUCGGAAGGAGGGCCUGCCCCGGCCAGUGGAGACCGAGUCCAUGGUCUAAGUGCGCCAACGGACACUUAGACCGUUGCAGAGGAGACAGCAGGCCGGCCACACGAUUGUCCUUGCAGCACCUCGGGGUGGGGGGAGCCAGGGCUCCUCCCAGAGCACAGCCCAAGCUCAGUAGUCUAGGGUAGGUUUGAGCUAUUAGGCAAAAUACCACACGAAUUACUUUUUCCACAAUUAAAAAAAAUCAUUUGAAAUUUUUUUAUUCAAUUGAAAAAGAUCUUUUAAUUUCAGCUCUGUCUUUUAUUCUGCAGGUAUAUUAUUCUGCAUGGUUUUAAAAAGUAAAACAUUUACAAUAGCGUCAAUAAGCAACUUAGAAAAAAAUAAGAUUUUUGCAUUUCUAAAAUUGUAACUCAAAGUGCAAAAGCUGGCGUCCUUGGCACAUCACGCCUGAGUGGGUCAGGUAGUAGCAGAGCAGUGGUGGCUGAGCGCUCUGCGCUCAGGUGUCCUGAGGGCGUGGGUGUCCCCACAUCCCCCCACAUUCGUGGUGCCGCAGGUGUUGGAGCGUAUUGUUCCAUGAGUCUUUUGGAAGGGAUUUUCUUUUUUACACCGAGGUUCUUCUGAGAAGAACAGCAUCUCUUUUCCUCUGAGAGUUUGACAAGUUGUGCCCACAACAGCCCUGUGCUUGGGUGGCUGCACCAAAGCUGGGGAGGGCCUCAAGGCCACCAUGGAUAGAAUGUGGCCAUUUUGCAGGGGCGGUCUCCACACAAGGGAGGGAUGUCACCAAGCAGGGGACAGAGUCUGAACUCAGAUUGGCUCCUGUGUGCAUGCCUGAGCCUUCGUGUGCACAUGUAAACAUCCUCAUGUGACACAGCCUCCCAGGAGGCCUCACAGCCUCCACACUGCUCCCCAGCAGGGGGCAGGCAGUUGUGACUCCAUCGCACUUUGAUUCGUCUCUACACCGUUUCCUGGGAAUCCCAAGCACAGAGCCCCACGUGGGCACUGGCUCCUGGGUCCUGCUAUAAAGCUACCUCGAGCGUGUGGGUGUCAGCAGCCUGCGAGCAGGCAUGUGAGGGUGCCAGAGCCUCCCUCCCGGCCAUGCGGGGACACUCUUGCUGGACUCCAUCUGAACUCUCAUGACUUCCUCACCCAGAGUUCCCCCCGCUUGUCGCUGGAACCAGAAUGAAUGCAAAGAGAAGCAGGUGUCUGUUGGGGCAGGAGGCCUGGUUUUUCUGGUUUCAGCAAAUAAGCAAACGAUGGGCUUCAGGAAAGUGCAGCCAUCAAACACUGCAGCCGUUUGGAAAUGUUUUUCAAACCACAGACUCUAUUAAAAACUGAGUGGUCGCUGCUCUUCUUCAGAACGGUCAGUCUAAGCUCACUGAGAUCAGAAGGAUGAAGUGAGACCUUGUGAUAGUGUCGCGGUCUACAGUUGGUGUUUCCUAAGUGAAGUCCUUUCAGACGCAUGGGAACCAUGCUGCAAUGCGACCAUUCUAGGGCAGAUACAUGCAUGUAUAUAUCUCAAGAUGAAACUAAGCAGUUUCUCAAUAAAUACUUGAAUGUUCUGUGUGCUCGGGCGUGGCUGUGUUCGCCGUCCUCGCAGGCCCUGGUCUUGCUGUGCCUCCUGCGCUGGUGACACUUCAUCGGUUGUGUGUGUUGUGCCCGGGGCCUAAGGGUGCACUCCACUCGCCACACCCCCCUGGGAUCCCAGGUCUGCAGGGGACAGCCCCAGACACUGAUGGCCUUGUGAAUCUGGUGCUUCCCACCACCGAGCACCACCUCCGCCCUGCAAAACCCCACCCAGCCCACAGUGUUUGAUCGGCUGGGGGCUCUGUCCCUUCCCUCAGGCGACAGGUGACCCUGGCUGUCUCAGCCUGUAUCCGUAGCAGGUCACUUCUAUGCUUUGAGUGUAGCUCCUCCCCCCAGAGACCUCUGCCCUGGUCACCCGGAUCACGGCCUUCCUUUCAGCUGGCUGUCCUGCUUCUCCACCUGGCAACUAGGUAGACGAGGCCAGCGCACAGAGAACGCUGUGGGGCAUGGGGACCAGCCCAAACCAAGCAAGGAGGUGCACACACUGCCAGGGUGUCCACCCCCAGGAACGGACCAAGAGCGGGCUUUCAAGAGGAAGCAGACAUACGGGCCCACCACCUGCAAUGUCCUAGCCCUGGAGUUGUUGGCCUGCCCACCGCCAUGACACGAACCAACAAAAGACAGCUUGUGUUUGCCACUGUCAUUAACCGGCUGGAAAACAAGCCAGCCGAGCGCGUGGCCACUGUUUGAGCAUCGGCGUCAUAGUGGCUGCAAAGUUAGAAGCCUUCAGCGUUUGCCCCUUGGCCUGAGGUCCUGGGGUCUGGAGUGGUUUCUGGGCUGCCCUCCUGGGAGCACAGAGGUCAACACAGGCCUGAGCUCUGGGUGCGGGGAAGACCUGCUCCGGCCCCUUCUGUGCGGUGAGAUUACUCCAGAACUGCGCUAACUGAAAACUGCCAGUGCCACCACCUGUGUCAGAGAGAAGCGCAAGAGGAAGGCUGGCCGUCGGCAGGGUGUGGCCCGCCUCAGCUUGCUGCGCUAGCAUAAAGGUUUCUGUUUACUGACUUGGCGCCUCAGACACAGCACCAAGGGGUGGUGGGAACGCCAAGUGCCCCCAAGCAACUCAUCUGCACCCGUGAACUUGAGAGGAAAGCCACUGUGUCUGGUGCCUGGACCCAGGACCCUAUGGGACCAUGCACCUACCAACUUGUGGCCAGGGCUGAGGACACAAAAUGUCGUUGGCUUUGUUGCACCAGGGUUGGGCUGGGGAGGUCCCUCAGCUGUGGUGUCUCUGCCCAUCUGCUGGUCGGAUGUCACGUAAUACAUGUGGACUAAAUGUCAAAACCAGAGGCAUUGCUCUCAUUUGGUCUUUGCUCCUCACAAAAGUCACCUGAGUAAAGAACCUAAUUUUGAAGAGAUCCCCUGCACAGGAACAUGGCAGCACCCAUAGCCAGCCUCUCCAGCUUCUCCUGGUCUCUUAGCACACUGGCGUGCCCUCCCUCAUGGCUGGAGAGCCGGCCUAAGGCAGGGUCUUAGCAACCAAGCUGUAUUGAAGGGGCCCCAAGACCCGGUCACCUCCCCCAGGGGAGGCAGGCUAGCUGAGCCCUCGGUCACGGGCAUCCUGCCAUGCUCAGGGCGUGGGGAGGGCGGGUCUGAGGGAAACCACAGCCACAGCCUGUGGAGGUCCAGGGGUGAGGGGGGCAGGUAGUAUUUAAAGGGCCUGGGGAUUGCAGCUGUUCCCUCCCAUGGCCAGUGGUCUGUGCAGAAGCCGCAGUGACCACAGUCCUGAAGGCCAAGUUUGUGGAACACAUCAAGCACUACUGUUGGGCGCUGGGUACUAACUGGCCUCAGGAGGACACACCAAGACAUCACCAAGCUGCCUUCUUCCACUGGACCCUCUGCCCCUCUUUAGCCACGAAAAUUCAGUGAGCAAGUCACACCGCUGCUGAUCCCUCUGGCAGCUGCCCCAGAGCAGGUGACCCUGCUUCUAAGACUUGCUGUCUGCCUGCAUCCGAGAGGCCUGGGGACUGCCCACCACCACCCAGACAUCAACUGGACCGGCCCAAGGAGCCCUGUCACCUCAAAAAAGCAUGCCACCCUGCAGAAGCCCCAGCCUGACAUGGCUUAGGCCAAGUGCCCUCCUGGUGGCUUCUGCUGUCCCCCUGGAGCUGCUGCAGACUCAUACUGCACUUGGUAGCAGGAUGGCCCCUUUGUUAGAAAUGCCUCUGUAACAGAAAAGCUCCCCAGACUCCUGGGGGAAAAACUACUUAGUUCCUUUGUGGACUUGGCCACAGGGCCACUUUGAUCAACUUAAUUAAGUUGGAGACUAAUAAAGAGCUCUUGCUGA